Molecule: messenger RNA, 4920 nt
Organism: Hypomesus transpacificus
Lineage: Eukaryota; Metazoa; Chordata; Actinopteri; Osmeriformes; Osmeridae
Product: M-phase phosphoprotein 9
Exons: 24
Coding region: 153-4025 (1290 amino acids)
Cellular component (GO): centriole
Source: RefSeq, a predicted model, not a curated record
UGACGAGGCGGAGGUUGGUUCUGCAGUGCUAGUCUAGCUAGCUGCAGUACUGAAUGUGACUGUUGAUAGCCAGUUAGUCCUGGAAAUAUGGGUGAAGUAAUGCUUCAAGUUUACCGUUAUCAAGCUGUCCCCCAGUGCGUGGGCCCUUAAGCAUGUCCACAGAUGACAGUAUAUCUGAGGACGUGUCCAGCUCGGGGGCCUUGAGCCACUGCCACGUUGACGCCAAUGGAGACGAGGGGAAGGAGAGCGAGGCCUCGCUGGUGUCCUCGGAGGGGACCUCGGCCUCGGGGCUGGCCGGGCCGGAGGAUGGACACACCCACACCUCGCAGACCACGGUCGGCGCUGUGGAGAGCCGAUCCAGGACCAUCACGUCGGCGUGCAGUAUCCCCCAGAAGAUCAGGAGCCUGUGUCUGAGCACGGAGGAGGCGUUCGGGCAGGGCCGGAGCCUGCCCUUCAUCAACCCCAGCUCUCUGGAGACCCUUAGGGCUCUGGUGAAGGAGAUCCAGAGCAGCGGGGAGACAGACCCUGAGAUGUGGAAGGACUGUGAGGGCCGAUGGCUGCACUUGUUUCAGCUGGUGGAGAAACAAUACCAGGAGCAGAUCCUAGCUCAACAAGAGCAGUACCAGUGCCAAAUACAGCUGAUCCAGGAUGAGAUCAAAGCCUUGGUCCAGCUCCAGCACCGCUCCUCCACCCCCUUCAGCGUCCUCACACAGGAGCACCAUCACAGGCCCACGUCCCAUCCCCCAACCCCCCCCGCGGACCUCGACAACGGGACCUACCGCCUGGCCGCGCCCCCCUCCCUGAGCUCCACGUCUCCUUCCCCCCCGCCCCCGGGCCGGGCGGCGGGGAACCCAGGGGAGAGUGCUGAUGCGCGGGCAGCCACGGUGCUGAGCAGUGGGUAUGGGACCCUGUCUGCCUGGGAGACUGGGCCAGACCUGGAGGACCCUGGCUGUCAGGAGAGCUCUCCCAAAGACAGGACGCCUAAAGAGGGCGCAGGCUCACUCGGCGUUUUGGCUGCCCAGCACGGAUCCCCCAGGAGCUCCAGCCAACCUCUAACCUCCUGGGCCCAGAGACAGAAACUCAGGGCCAAGAAGAGUAAGCCAGGGCCAGGCCAGCCCUCCUCCCAGCCCUCCCCCCAGCCCUCCCCCCAGCCCCUGGAGCAGCUGGCCAGCCCCGCACACAGCCCCCUGGAUCACACUGACCUCCAGGACCAGCAUCGAUCGGCUGCUCCGUCAACAAACUCAUUUCCCCUGGGGAGAAGUGACAGUCUCCUGUCUGAGGCCUCAGGCCUGACGUACUGGCGGCUGGACGAGAGCGACCUCUACCGCCCCCUACCUGACAGCUUCGACAGCGGCGCCUACCUCCUGCUGCACGAGGCCUCCAUGAGCGUGACCCCCCCAGAGGAGGAGGAGCCUAAACUGUCUCUGAGAGAGAUCUACCAGAGCAAGCAGAGAGAGUCCAAACACUGUGACUGGGACGGCUCUGUCACUCCCAGUCCCAUGUCUCCACAGGUGUUAACCCUGGACCCCACGGUCCACGUGCGGCAGUCGGACCGCACCUCGGGCUUCACCUCCCCCUCCCACUUCAGCAGCCCCUCCUUCCCCGCGCCCCCCCAUCAGGGCUACCCCGGCACCCCCGACAGCAUGGCAGACACCGCCAGCCAAUCCGGAGACACCGACUGCACCUCCAACGCGUCCAGCCUGUCCGCUCCCCUGCCGACCCCAGCCAAAGGGCACCCUCCCUGGGAAUCACCCCUCCCGGGCGACCCGUCCACCUCCCAGUCCCAGCAUCGGGCUCCUGCGAGCGGCCAGCCGCCCGGGGCCAGGGCCCCUCUCGCCAGCGAGGAGGAGGGAAGUCGCACACACGCCGCCGGCUCCUCCAGGCUGAGCCCAUGGUCGAGGGACGCUCACACGCCGCCCGGCGUCGGCUCGCAGGGGGCCGGGCGCUCUGCCGUGGAGAGGGCGGCGUCGCUGGAGGAUCCCGUGGUCGUCUCCCUGUUGAGGCAGAACCUGAGAGAGAAGCACUCGAGGCACGUGGCCGACCUGAAGGCCUACUACGAGGCGGAGAUCCGAGCCUUGAGAGACCAGCUCAGCCUGAGAGACCUGCCCCAGGACCUGGAGAAGAGCAACCUGGCCCUCCAGCACAGGUGUGAUCAUUUGGAGAGAGCUCUGACUCAAGCCAGGAGCUGCAUUCAGGAGCUGGAAAAUAACAACUGCAUCCUGGAGAAGAAACUGGCCGACUGGCCGGAGCGCUACGCGGUGGCGGGCGCCAUGGUGACAGCCCUGCAGCAGCGGUUGGAGGAGAGCAAGCGUACGGGCGGCGAGAAGGAGGCCCAAGCCGCCCGCGUCCGGGCCCGCGUGCGGCAGCUGGAGGAGGAGGCCCAGAGGGCCUGCGGGGAGGCCGGCGAGAAGGAGGCCAGGAGGGAGAGGGAGUACAACAUGCUGCAGGAUCUCCUGGGGGAAUACGACUCUCUGAGGAAAGACCACGAGGGGGUGAAGGACAAUUUGGUGUCGACGGAGAACAAGCUCUUUGAUGCCAAUGAGCAGAUAUCGGACCUGAAGAGGGUGAUCUCUAAGCUGGAGUCUCAGGUGAAACAGCUGGAGCAUGAGAACCAGGCGAGGAUGCGCUUCGCUCCCCACAGCCACACACAGCCCUCGGGAGCUGGGCUGUACCACCACCCCGACCUGCUGCUGUCACCAAGCAAACACUUGAGAGAGCCAGAGAACACCUAUAGGAGGUCAUCUGCUUCUCAGUCAGACCAAUCAAACGGCAGCAGGAAGUCCACUGGUCCUCAAAGUGACCAAUCCAAUGGCUACAGGAAGUCAACCCACCUUCAAACUGACCAAUCCGGUUGUGAUGGCUCUAUGAACAACUAUUUCACCUCUGACAGUCGGAGGUGUCCCACUCCCCCAGAACGAGAGCAGGGCCAGGGCCCGGAGCAGGGGGCUGGCCUGAGAGAGCCAGGCAGGAGGGACGGGCCCCUGACCCCUGUGAUGAGGGCCCUCAUCGAGCUGGAGGAGACCAGGGCUACGGAGAGCAGGGCCCCCUGUAAGAACAGCUCCUCCCUCUCCCACAGGCUGGCCAAUGGGAGGCCCACUGUUGGCUUUGUGGAGCGGAGCCGCAUCGAGUCUGUUCAGGAAAGGGGCAGGGCUGUACCUGCAGGGGGUGUGGCUGGACCUGAGAGAGGUGGAGCUGGACCUGAGAGAUGCGGGGCUGGACCCGAGAGGGGCGGAGCCAGACCUGAGAGGGGCGGGCCUGGGCCCGAGAGGGGCGGGCCUGGGCCCGAGAGGGGCGGAGCUGGACCUGCGAGGCGUGUCGUGGGAGGAGCAGCUCUGCUGAGGGCCCAGAGGAGUCUGUCUCCAGAGGGCCACAGGUCCUCCUCCCUGCCUCCCCAAGGCCAACACACCUUCCCCCCAUCCACCCCCACCAAAAGAGAGACUCUGAUCAAGCCUCUGUCGGCUAAGUCCAGUCCCAAACGCUGUCCCACAGAGAACUUCUCAACUGCCUUUGGUCAACCGCUACCACGACAACAAUACCUGCACAACAGGUUUGACGUGCCAUUAGACCAGAGACGCCAUUCGUUCCACAGUGCCAGCCCCAGGAAGAGACUGCACUUCACAGCGCUUGACAGACAGGAAGCCUCCCAGCAGUCGUGUGUGCCGGCCGACUCCUCUGAGGGUGUGGACCCAGGGGAGGGUGGCCCCCGGCUGGGCUGGGUGGAGCUGGGGCCAGGGGGAGCUGCUCCAGACCUCCAGGACUCCAGGGAGGAGGCCGCCCUGUCUCUCCAGCCCAGGCUGCACUCACUGGCUGAUGCCGAAAGGCUGUUCGACGAGCUCACGCAGGAGAAACAGCAGAUUGAGUCUGCUCUGAGCCGGAUGCCCGGGGCUGGGGGGAGAGUGAGUCUACAGACCAGGUUAGAUGAGGUGGCCUUAGAGAACCGUCUGGAGAGAGUAAACCGUGAUCUGGGCUCCAUCCGCAUGACUCUGAAGAGGUUCCAUAUACUGCGAUCCUCCGUCAAUAUAUAGCAACAUCCUUUGUUCCUUUGGAUGAUGUAGAUAUCGCAGUUUUGUGGCUUAGUUUUUUUACAGAGCACUGAUAGUAUUUCUUCUCCUACAUUUCUCUGCAUCAUAGGCCGCUUUUACUCGGAAUUCUUUUUUAACUUGUAAUACUCGGGGAUAUUUUUGUAAUGCGUUUGAGAGAUCACAAAUUUUGAAGUAUAUUUUUAGUAUGCAGAUUUGUACAUUUGUUUACUUUUUUAGUAACAAAAAUAUGAAUAUUACAUGUUUACUUGUUAUUUUCAGGUAAAUAAUGUCGAUUUUGAAUAGUUAGGGAUCUAUAUGAAAGGCAGAUAUUCUAUCCAGCAUAGGCCCUCUGGAGGGAGUCACUGACCUUUUGUGAGUUGUUGUCCAUUUCAAAAGAUCGUUUUAAAUGAUCACGUUUGUUCUAUUCUUUGUACAUCACAUCAUCUUUGUGAUUAAUGAUGUACUUUUAGUCCCAUAACAUUACUUGACUUUUUCAAAGAAAAUGUGUAUUUGAAUUUUAUUGUCUUUUGCAUCUGUAAUUUAUACCUUUUAAUCUCAUUCUAAACAUUCCAUCUUUCUGUUAAUCCAUGAUGUUGUGAUUGCACCAGUGUUAAACCACCCAAUGGGCACAUGCAAAUACAAUAAUAAUAAGGAAGCCAGCACACCUUUACUAUACUACACAACAGUAAAUACACGUACCUUGAAACAUACUUGUAAGUCUUGGGCCCAACAUUGUAUUGCAAUGCAUGGAAUUUAUAGCUGGACUGUUUUCUUUCUAUUGCCUUGCAGUUUUCUAGAAGUCUUCAGUGACCUACAGUACCUGACAUGAUGUUCACCGGUAUUACAAAUUUAUUGUUAUUCUAAUACACAAUAAAACACUGCUUUCAGACUAUGGAAU